AUGCCUAGUCGUCACAACAACCAUGCCCCAGCCGACGAGGCUUCCCAUUUUCUUGCCUCUCGGUCUACCUCCGCCGACGAUAUGGUCCAGGGAAUCUUGAAAAAUCCUAAUCGUGGUCCAGCUGGCCUUGACCUUCGUGAAUAUCAAGCAGCUGCAAAUUUCCCUCUUUCUUCACAGGCUCCUCCCGGGUACAUCUCCCGUGAUAUAUCCUCGUCCAGUUUGAACAAUGUCAUCCAGCAAGAGAAGCGCGACCAGCUGCACUCCGACACCGUCGACAUCUCCCUGAACGAUCAUGAUGACCACAAGCAUCGGCCUCCGAAAAUUGUCCAGUUUCCAGAAGGCUUUGAUAAACCAACACCUUUGCCAUAUCCAUUAUCUACCCAUGAUUCGGACAUCAUGAGCUCUCGUGCUUCGUCUAUAGCUGGUACUGACGACGAUUCCGAGGACUAUGAUUGGUCGGACGAGGAAGAUCUUGUUGACGAGGAGGCAAAAUAUAGCAAGCAGAUGGGCAGCAAGCCGCCACGUAGAGGCUGGGGGUUUCGCAGAAUCAUCUCACUGCUCUUCUCUUCCCUGAUCGGGUCGACUUUAUUAUCCGCCAUACUGGUCACACCUGCAUUGCUUGUACACUUUUUCUGGUUCAAACCAGACCCUUCAGACCACCGCCGAUAUGUCAGAGACAAUGUCCAGGCAUGGUUUUUCUGGGCAGCAUCCAACGUCUUGAUAUCGUGGUACCUUGCCAUGAUCAUUGACAUAAUUCCUAUCCUGUUCCGCUUUUUCAUUUCGGCAGUAUGGGGCCACGUUUCCGAAUCUAUCAAAACGAAAAUAGAAACCUACGACUCUGUCAAGGACACCGCCAAACCUGCAUUUUAUGCCGGAAGUACGUGGGCUAGUUGGGUGAUCAUAUUCGUUCAUAUCUACAAACUAUACGACCAAAACGAACCUGAAAAGAGUAGGGCCCGUUACACGAUUCGGUUAUCCCCAGUUGUUGAAUUCUUUUUCUUUCUGGUUCUUGUUUGGUGUGCCCAGGGCAUGCUAUCUCACUUUAUUGCUUUUUCCUUUCACCGUACGGCAUACAAAGAGCGCAUUGAAAGCGUCGAAAAGACUCUGGUAGUCAUCGAGAAACUCCGCCAGUACCGUCCCAAAUACCCUGCAUCAACGCCCAACUUCAAAUCAGGAGCAAGGACUCCCAUUUUUGGACAUCUUGGAAUCUCUCCCUUUUCUGAUAAACAACACUCCAAAGCACUCACCGGGGCCUUGAAAAACGUCGGCCCACACCCAACGCGCUCAAAUACAGAUGUCGAUUUUCGUGACGACGACGCACAUGACGGUGAUGUGGAAGAUGGUGAUCGCACCCUGAUCAAUUCACCUCACCGUAAACACAGGAAAUGGUUUGGAUCACAGUCUAGUGCAGAUGAACCCACUCCUUCCAGUAAGCACAAGUUGCAUUCAACAACCCACCGUUCCAAAGGUAAAGACAAAGUCAAAGUCAAAGAUGAAACCAUAACAAAAGAUGGCAUGGAGGUUGAAAUCGAGAUGUCACCCAUGUCUCCUUCGAAGGGGCAGGUGUACUCGGCUACAGCCCCGACAAUGCCCAGCCAUCUGAACCCGCAUCGAUACCCACCCACUUCUGAUUCCCCGCGACAGAGUUUGGACGGGGGUACGGAUAGAGCUAUCAGGCAGGCUGCAAAGGUCGUCAAAACUGCCUUGAUGCAUGACGCUCGCAAUCUCGCUGGUAAAGACGGAACGAUGGACGGUCUAGCAUGGAAUGUCAAUUCUUCACACGAAGCAAAGAGACUGGCAAAGUCCAUCUACAUGCGACUCAAGAACAGCGGCCGGACUUGGCUCAUACCUUCCGACUUUUACCCUGCAUUCCCAGACCACGCCUCAGCCGAAGAGGCCUUCAAAGUGUUUGACAAAGACAACAAUGGCGACCUCUCGCGUGCAGAGCUUAAAACGGCGGUGCUCAAAGUCUACAGGGAGCGACGAUUCCUUUCGCGGUCAAUGCGCGACGUGGGCGAGGCUUUGGCGACCCUAAAUAGGAUUCUGUUGAUCCUCGCAGGAAUCGUCUUGUUUUUCAUUGCAUUAAGUGUAUUCAAUGUCAAUGUUGGCGAGUCUCUCUCGAGUGUGUACACUCUUGGUAUCGCCGCGAGCUUUAUCUUCAAGAAUGCGGCCAGCUCUGCGUUCGAUUCGAUCAUGCUGUUGUUUGUGACGCAUCCUUAUGAUACUGGUGACCGUGUUAUCAUUGGACAGGAAAACCUUGUCGUCAAGAAGGUUGGCUUAUUCGCCACUGUAUUUACUCGUUCAGACGGCACGGAAACCUACUAUUUCAACAGCCAAUUGUUCAAUCAAUUUAUCCUCAAUGUCAGGCGGAGUGGUAAAACAUUCGAGAAUUUAACCAUGCAAGUGGCUUGGACUACACCCCUUACGAAGCUUGAUGCACUUGAGAAAUGUUUGAAUACCUGGUUAUCGACGGAAGAGAACCGUUGGUUUGAGCCGAGCACAAGUAUAACCCUCCAGAAUAUCGCUUUCCAAAGGUAUCUGGAGCUGACUAUUGGAAUCGGGCAUAAUGGAAACUGGCAGAAUUGGGGUCUUCGGAAUGCACGCAAGACGGCGUUCCACGCGGCCGUGCAAUACUACUGCAAACAACUCGGAAUCGUAGGGUACGAAGCGCCUCUGCCCAUCGUGUACGCGAACCCACAGACGAUGAAGUACGAGCCUCCGAGUCAAAAUUAUGAGGAAGUGCGGUCACCGAUGGCCGACACACCUCUCACUGCGGAUGAACUCCGGCAGGAAGCUGUGGAGGCGGAGGUCGCUGCUAAGGCGAUGAAGCCGACACUUGGAUUUUUGCCUCCACUGGAAGACCGCUCGUCGCGCCUUAUGGCACGGAAGAGUCGGCAUAAGAAGGCUAACCUUGGUGCUGGCAAUGCGGAUUGUUGA
Psilocybe cubensis is the source of this 2937-nucleotide messenger RNA. RefSeq lists its product as uncharacterized. Gene Ontology annotation, cellular component: membrane. Gene Ontology annotation, molecular function: calcium channel activity; calcium ion binding. Bases 1 to 2937 code for a protein of 978 amino acids. The record is from RefSeq and is a predicted model, not a curated record. Lineage: Eukaryota; Fungi; Basidiomycota; Agaricomycetes; Agaricales; Agrocybaceae. Gene Ontology annotation, biological process: calcium ion transmembrane transport; intracellular calcium ion homeostasis. The transcript is spliced from 9 exons.